AUGAAUGUUUUUGGAUUGGGUGUAGCUGGUGCCGCCAUUUCCACAGUUGCAUCUCAGUACAUUGUGGCCUUUUUGAUGCUAUGGCAUCUUAGCAAACGAACAGUUCUAUUGCUUCCCAGCUUGAAAUGUUUGCAAUUUGGAGACUACUUAAAAUCUGGUGGUUUUCUUCUUGGAAGAACUCUUGCUGCUGUGCUUACUGUGACACUCAGCACCUCAAUGGCAGCUCGUCAAGGAGCCUUGGCUAUGGCUGCUCAUCAAAUAUGCUUGCAAGUAUGGUUGUCUGCAUCACUUCUUGUCGAUGCCCAAGCUGCGGCAGGCCAGGCACUCAUUGCAACUUCUUUUGCAAAACGAGACUACAACAGAGUGAAAGAAAUUACUUCUGCAGCUAUAAAGACCGGACUAUUCACUGGCUUCUCCAUUGCAGUAGUACUGGGCUUGUUUUUCCCUUCAUUAGCCAAGUUGUUCACCAAUGACAUGCAAGUUUUAGAUAUUGUCAAAUCUGGACUACUGUUUGUCAGUGCUAGUCAACCUCUGAAUGCUAUGGCCUACAUUUUUGAUGGGCUGCAUUAUGGUGUUUCAGAUUUCCCAUUUGCAGCUUGCUCCAUGAUGGCAGUAGGUGCAAUAUCAUCAGCAUUCUUGCUCUAUGUUCCUCCCAUUGUUGGUCUUUCUGGUGUUUGGUCCGGUUUAACCAUUUUCAUGGGGCUGCGCGGUGUGACCGGAUACUUGAGAUUAUCAGCGAAAGACGGUCCAUGGUGGUUCUUUCAAGAAGUGAAGGAGCCGGAGGUUGGUGACGUAAAAGUUUAUUCAUAA
Messenger RNA from Oldenlandia corymbosa var. corymbosa, 810 nucleotides. Lineage: Eukaryota; Viridiplantae; Streptophyta; Magnoliopsida; Gentianales; Rubiaceae. The record is from the annotation of a GenBank genome assembly.